GCGCUGAUAUUAACAAGCAGGUAAUUGACGAUGCGCUCGGUCUCCCCUAAAAGGAGCCGAGCCCUGGGACAUCAGCGGACCAGAUCUCCGUCAGCAUUCAUCAGUUCACCACGGCCCGGCUGCUGCUGCUCGACUUCAGACACAAGUUUUAAGAUCGAGGGUGGCCUGUUUGAACAGUUGUGCGCUGCUCCACCUAAAAGUGUGAACGGGCCUUGAGCGGGGAGGUGAUCGCACUGCCCUUGUCCGGGGUUUUUUUCCCCACGCCUCAGCGUUCAGAAUGCAAACCACCGAGCAGCGAGGGGCCGAGCUGGAUAUAGACGUGGAGAGUUUGGAAGUGGAGGAGGAAGACCUGGCCAGUUCACCCCAGGCUGCGCCAGGGCUCCGGCAAGGCGGGUCAGCCGAGAGCGAGAAGAAGCAGCAGGGAGCCGAGGGGGAUCACAGGAAGCUCAGCCGCACCCCGAAAUGCGCCCGGUGCAGGAACCAUGGCGUGGUGUCCUGUCUGAAAGGUCACAAACGCUUCUGUCGCUGGAGGGACUGUCAGUGUGCCAACUGCCUGUUGGUGGUGGAGAGGCAGAGAGUGAUGGCGGCACAGGUAGCACUCAGGAGGCAACAGGCAACUGAGGAUAAGAAAGGGAUAGCGAACAAACACAACCUGGCGGAGCGCCGAGCCGUUUAUCAGAGGCACCUGAGGACGCCGAGUUUGCUGGCGAAGAGCAUUUUGGAAGGUUACCGACCAGCCCAGAAUGAGCCAUACCUGAGAGGAAGCCCACCUUUACCCCCUCCCGUGAGUGACCGGAUGAGGAAAAGGCGUGCCUUCGCUGAUAAGGAGCUGGAGAGCAUCAUGAUGGAGAGAGAGUACAAGGAGAGAGAGAUGAUCGAGGCUGCACAAGCCGCUGCCGCCUUCUUCCUUCCUAACGGCAUGGUACACGCAGCCGAGUACAACUCCUGCAAAUCUAACUACAGCCCGCCUCAGCUGGAGAGACCCAGCAAAGAGAUCGCCCAACAGUGUAACCUGAUGCCUCCGUGCCUCGAUCUAACCAUGCAGUACUCUGGCUCAGAUCGGGCGCUGGAGCUCAUUUCUUCCAACGUUAGUGUAGCCACCACCUACAGGCAGUACCCGUUGAGCCCCAGGCUAAUGGUCUGGCCAAAGUGUGCUCCCCUCAGUGAUGCCCUGCUCUACCAACAGUACGUACUGAAUGCCAGUAGCGCCAUCCAGACUCUCAAGCCGGGAGCCGUCUGGGAUUCCAAAGGGGCACCAGUGCCGGAAGGUCAAUUGGCCAGUAAUAGUCGGGAGUCACCCAGAAAAGCAGCGAGGGAGUUGCAGCCGGUGGCAAGCACCCACCUGCCAGUCUUGGAGGUUCCCUGUGACCGCUCGGCGUUUUCACCACCAAAGAAAGGUUCCCCCCGGCUCGGGGAACGUGAUUCGCCCUCUCCCUGCCCAGCCCCAGCCAACGGCAUGUCCCUGUCACAUAGUCACAGCCAGCCUCAGGACAACGCUGCCUCCGAGCUCAAAACAUUCCUGAGUAAAGGCAUCCUGGAAGAGGCAGCCAGGAAAUACCGGGAAUACGCCAUCAAGGAGAACCAGCUGUACAAAAACUCCACCGAAAGAUACAUGAGCAACCUGAUCGGUUCGAAACAGGCCGGGCCAAAAAUCUCACCUCCCGAGACACUCUCCUUUUCAGUUGAAUCAAUUCUGAAGAGGUCUUCACAUUCUUCAAGCCGCACUUAUCAAUAACUGUAACAUUUCCUCUUCAAUUUGAAACGCUUCGAAUUAAUAUCACUUAUGGUUACAUUUCGAGACCAAAGCUGCCUUUUGUAUAAAAUGUCUUUGAUGUAUAUGGUUUGGGUAUUAUCUUGUACAGAUAUUAGAAUGGUCCCUUCCUGCCAGAGUAUAUUUAAAACACCUUGAAUCUUUUGUUUUCUGGAGAUCUGCAAAUGAGCGAAUGUUUUGUGCACUGAAGUAAAUGUAAAGCUAAAAAAUAAAGAGAUUACAGAACCAAA
Molecule: messenger RNA, 2001 nt
Organism: Hemiscyllium ocellatum (epaulette shark)
Lineage: Eukaryota; Metazoa; Chordata; Chondrichthyes; Orectolobiformes; Hemiscylliidae
Gene: dmrt2a
Product: doublesex and mab-3 related transcription factor 2a
Exons: 4
Coding region: 278-1735 (485 amino acids)
Biological process (GO): regulation of transcription by RNA polymerase II; sex differentiation
Cellular component (GO): nucleus
Molecular function (GO): DNA-binding transcription factor activity, RNA polymerase II-specific; RNA polymerase II cis-regulatory region sequence-specific DNA binding
Source: RefSeq, a predicted model, not a curated record